This is a messenger RNA of Pecten maximus, 1674 nucleotides long. RefSeq lists its product as uncharacterized. The coding region runs from base 32 to 889 and encodes 285 amino acids. The record is from RefSeq and is a predicted model, not a curated record. Lineage: Eukaryota; Metazoa; Mollusca; Bivalvia; Pectinida; Pectinidae. The transcript has 3 exons.
UGAAGAUAUUGAAUCCAACUUCGACAUUAACAUGGAUGAUCCAAGACCUGAGAGGUUCAGAGGCAAUAAUGGAUACAACUCAUUUGUAAGGAGCCAAGUGAUCAACUAUUGUGCAGUAUCAUCCAAGGACCUUGCAUUUAGAUAUCUUAUGCCGAAGGCAAAUAUACAAGUGGCAGCAAGAGACCAUGACUACACUACACUACCAAUGACAGAACAUUGGGUUGAUACUGGAACUAAGGUGUCAUCUAUGGAAGAAGUCCUGGAGAUUGAAGAAACUACAAAGAAGCAAAGUGUGUGCAAGAAAUGGCACCAGGAGAGAAGAUGGCGUUUGACAUCCUCCAGAUUUGGCGAGAUUUGUAAGGCAACAGACCGUAGAAAUAAGGAAAAACUGUGCCAGUCUAUCUUCAGGCCAGCCAGACUCACUUCACCAGCCAUCAUCCAUGGACAAACUUUUGAGAGGGCUGCUAUUAAAAAAUUUGAAGAAAUUAAUGGUAUAACAGUCAACUUGUGUGGUUUGAGAGUGGACAUUGAUAACAACUUCCUUGCUGCCUCACCAGAUGGCAUAACAAGUCAGGGUGACAUUGUAGAGAUCAAGUGUCCAUAUAAAGGUAGAAAUAAUGCAAUUUCUGUAAAUAGCAACUUUCCUUUUUUAGGAAAAGAUGAAAAUGGAGACAUGCAUCUUAAGCAAAAUCACAAUUAUUUUUAUCAAAUUCAAGGGCAACUCAACAUUUGUAAGAAACAGAGGUGCUUUUUUGUAGUCUAUACUUUUAAAGAUAUUUUUGUAGAGGAAAUUUAUGUUGACAAUUCUUUUUGGUCAGGUAGUAUGCUGCCAAAAUUAGAGUUAUUUUACCAGAAAUACUACAGAAAAUUCGUUGCAGGGAAAAUGUAGUUUUGCAAUCUUUAAGUUAUAUAUGCCAUAAUUCACAUAAUGGCAAACCCAGAAGUAUUUUUAUGUUACAAAUACCCUGUACAAUGUUGUUUUAAAGUCAUUACAGAUGCUUUACAAGAAUCAUUUUUCAAAUACUUUUUUCUUGGAAUGGCUAGUCUGUUAUAUUCCUGGAACAAGAAAGAUGAUGAAAGGUUAAGAUUUUGAAAGUCAACUUAUUUAACUUACUAUGGAUUGUCUGAAGUUCUGAAUAACAAAACAUAUAUACAAUAUUCUAGAUCCAAGAGCAACCUUUGAAUGUGAAAGAUUUGAAUUCAAUAUUUUAAAGGUUUUAGCUAAGCCAAUCACACGUUCAACAUGAAUUCUUUUGGAAGCAAUGCGCCGAUCUCUUACUACAUCUUCUGCAUCUAACUGACUUUUGCCCUUCAGCAUAGUUGGUGUGUUUACUUUAACAUCACGUGAUGCAAACAGAUCUUGCACCAUGAUUCCUCUGUCUGCCAUGAUACUAUCACCUGAAUCAAACAUUGAACGAUCAUGUAAAAGACGAGAGCGCUCAAUAAUCUGACGGUCACUUGCAGAGCCUCCAUAGGCAUCAGAUAUGUAGGAAAUAGCACCUUUUGGUGUGCACCCAACCAUAGUCUUAAGAGUGUUUUUGUUUUUGUAUGAGGAGAAUGUAGCGCUCUGGGCAUUGACAUUGCGUGGCUUAUGAAUCGGAAUUUCAGUUGCAUCCAAAAUAACUCUUGUAUUGCUAAAUUGGGAAAAGUUCUCUGGCAUGUGUUCAUCCACAA